Messenger RNA from Asparagus officinalis (garden asparagus), 924 nucleotides. RefSeq lists its product as uncharacterized. Bases 73 to 924 code for a protein of 283 amino acids. Lineage: Eukaryota; Viridiplantae; Streptophyta; Magnoliopsida; Asparagales; Asparagaceae. The transcript has 5 exons. The record is from RefSeq and is a predicted model, not a curated record.
CCUCGAUCGGCUAGAUCUGCUCUUCUCCUCCACCGAUUUAGAAACAAAACCCUCGGUCUCUCAGCUCUCGCCAUGGAGGACUCGGGCCCCACUAACAAUGGAGACGCGUCCCCACUCCCUAACGGAUCCGAUCCGGAUUCCGCGCCGGUGAUCGUUGCAGGAUCAAGCGGCGUCGUAUCAGACAGUGAUCCUUCAGGCGUUAAGUUGGAGGCUAUGAUGGGCGAGGGGAGCCGUACUUUUACGAUGAGGGAGCUUCUAGAUGAAUUGAAAGAGGACCAUAAUGGAUCUGAUGGCAGCAAGAAUGUCGGCGACAGCCCUUCUUUCAGUCAAGAUAGCUCACAACAACAACAUAGAGGCCACCAGGAUACCUCUCUUGAUUUGAUCAACAACAUCAGUGGAGUAGACGAGGAUGGUCGAUCUCGCCAGAGAAUUCUAGCAUUUGCUGCUAAGAGAUAUGCUAAUGCUAUCGAAAGGAAUCCGGACGACCAUGAUGCAUACUAUAACUGGGCAUUGGUGCUUCAGGUGUGGCUCUGCUCCGAGUUCCCUACGGAGGUUUUCUCUUUGGUUUCUGCCAGACAGGCUAUUGGUCCACUUCCUCGGUUGAAUUCCCACGAUAGGAGGACGGUGAGACCCGAAAUCAUCCUGAUAUCCGAUGAUGAAGGGGAAGAGGAUCCCAUUGCUGCAAUUAUGCCUAGCCCAGAAUUUGUCCUCCCGGUCCCUGAAUCCGUGCAGGGCAUCCUCCAAGAAUUAGAGAAAGUCAUGCAACAAACGGCCAGAUUUUAUGAUUUGCUCCCUUUCAUAACAGAUAGUCUUAAAGACAUUCAGCAUCUAGCUGCAAGAGCAACUUGUUACUUGAUUGAUUUUGUUGGAUUUCUAGUUGCACUUCCUUUUGUCAAUUCUGUUAUCGUAUCGUUUUUCGCUUAG